AUGGCGUCUAUGACAGAUUUAAUUACGAACAUUCCAGAAAUUGUAGACUUUAAUGAAUUCGGAAGAAUUAAAGAGACAAUUCUGGUGAUAAGUCCACGGAUGUUUGACAGUUAUUUAAAUGAAGCUCAGAACUUAAUAAACAAGAUCGAAAGUCUUGCUAAUAUCGUUAUUAACGAAACUCCUAAGGAGCCGGACGUUGAAGGUGAGGUUGUUCCUGUAAAAUCAUUAAAACUCUGUCUACUUCGAUUCAAAAACAAUAUUAUUACCUUCCGUCGGAAAUAUGUUAAAUUUAUUAGUGACUUUGCAUUCUAUCUGGAAUGUGAACUUUUACUUAAUCAGGAGAAAUUAAUUAAAAAUACUACUUGCCAGCCUGAAAUACAAUCAGAUGUGUUUAUAUAUACUAGGACUUUAGAAGAUUCUAUUUGGAAUUUCAAAUCUGAUUUAGAGAGCCUAAUAAAUUGUUCUUACUCUUUCGAAACUAGUGAAAGAGAAUUGAUUCCCGAAAUAAACCGUUUUCGUCGAAUGAUAAAUAUAUCUCAAAUCAAAGUUGUUACAAAUAGAUUGGGAUAUCUUACUAUCGAUAAUUGA
Messenger RNA from Debaryomyces hansenii CBS767, 588 nucleotides. Its product is annotated as DEHA2F11770p. Lineage: Eukaryota; Fungi; Ascomycota; Pichiomycetes; Serinales; Debaryomycetaceae. The coding region runs from base 1 to 588 and encodes 195 amino acids. The transcript has a single exon. The record is from RefSeq and is a predicted model, not a curated record.